ACAAGGGGUCAAUCGUCGUCCCUCUCUGCGUCGUCUCCUGUCUCUGUCUCUCUGUGUCUGCGAGGUGCGGUUGAGACGGGAGGACUAGAACGUUCCAAUCCCCGGCGGGGUUUGAUUAGGGUUUUGGCCAGGGGUUUUAGGAGAGGCAUCAUCAUCAUCAUCAUCAUCAUCAACCCCCACUCCCUCCCUCCCUCCCUCCCUCCCACAGUGUUGGGUCUCUUCCUCGCGAGCGUUUCCAGCUUCCUCGGGGGAACACCAGCCACGCCGCCGCCGCCGCCGCCGCCCAAAUGGUUCGCUCCAAUGGCGCCAGGCUCCUCCAUUUGUUCGCUCGCCGCUCCCUCUCCUCCAGCCUCUUCAGCGACUCCACCCCCUCGAUAAUCAAUUCGGUGCUCCGAGGCGAUCCCAGGAGAUUCGGUACUGGAUCUUGGGCGGCUCCUAGGAUUUCCCCUGCAAAUGGCAAUUUGAGGAGUUCUUUUCUCUUGCGUGCCUCCAAUUCCAAUUGGGGUUCUACGAGAUCAAUUCAUGGCACCGCAAUUAGGUAUGCCCCGGAUUAUUAUGAAAUACUUGGCGUAAAUAAGGAUGCGGGUCCUUCUGAAAUCAAGAAAGCAUACUAUGGGCUAGCAAAAAAACUCCAUCCAGAUACUAAUAAAAGUGACCCCGAGGCUGAAAAGAAAUUUCAGGAAGUUUCAAAAGCUUACGAGGUUUUAAAAGAUGAAGAGAAGCGACAGAUCUAUGACCAGGUUGGCCAUGAAGCUUUUGAACAGCAAGGGAACCCUGACUUUGAUUCUGGAUUUCGCGGAUUUAAUAAUCCAUUCGAUGAUAUUUUCAAUGGAGAUAUAUUCAAUAUAUUUAGGCAAAGAUUUGGUGGCCAGGAUGUGAAGGUUUCUGUUGAGCUGUCUUUCAUGGAAGCGGUCCAGGGAUGCACUAAAACAAUUACAUUUCAAGCCCCUUUAACUUGUCAAACCUGUGGUGGAACUGGUGUACCGCCUGGGACAAAACCAGAAAAUUGUAGACGCUGUGGAGGUGCUGGGGAGACAUACAUGCAAAGAGGCAUGUUUAGUAUCCGUCAAACUUGUAGUCAAUGCGGAGGAUCUGGAAAAACUGUCUCGAGCUUUUGCAAGACAUGCAAGGGUCAAAGGAUUGUAAUGGGAUCAAAAUCAGUCAAAUUGGAUAUCAUGCCAGGGGUAGAUGACAAUGAUACCAUGAAAGUGAAUAGAAGUGGUGGUGCGGAUCCCGAUGGAAACCAACCUGGAGAUCUUUACGUGACCAUUAAGGUCCGUGAAGAUCCUGUUUUCCGACGAGAAGGUGCUGACAUCCAUGUCGAUGCUGUUUUGGGAGUCACACAGGCAAUUUUGGGAGGAACCAUCCAAGUUCCUACUCUGACAGGAGAUGUGGUCCUCAAGGUCCGUCCUGGUACUCAACCUGGUCAGAAGGUUGUUUUGAAGAAAAAAGGGAUUAAAACUCGAGGCUCUUUUUCUUUCGGUGACCAGUUUGUGCAUUUCAAUGUCAGCAUUCCGACGAAUUUAAGCCAGAGACAAAGGGAGUUAAUUGAAGAGUUCGCAAAGGAAGAACAAGGUGAAUAUGACAAACGUACAGCAGCUGGUGCGUCUGGCUAGGAUGAAGUAUUUCUGCUAUUGAUUACAUUGACAUCAAAUGUAUUUUGCUCAAAGUAAUUGACACCUAAUAGUUGAGGCAGAAUUUCCCUCCGCAUCGAAGGUAAUGUUACUGUAAAUAUAUAAACCGAUCAUAGUAUUUGAUAAACUAGGUAGUAGGAACAUGUAAGUUCAUUGAAUGACUAAAAUUCCUUGGGUGUACCACUGAGAUUAUAUGGAUUUAUGCCUAUGCACAUUCUGAUACAUUUGGGUGGAC
Molecule: messenger RNA, 1869 nt
Organism: Eucalyptus grandis
Lineage: Eukaryota; Viridiplantae; Streptophyta; Magnoliopsida; Myrtales; Myrtaceae
Product: chaperone protein dnaJ GFA2, mitochondrial
Exons: 19
Coding region: 288-1616 (442 amino acids)
Biological process (GO): response to heat; protein refolding
Cellular component (GO): cytoplasm
Molecular function (GO): heat shock protein binding; ATP binding
Source: RefSeq, a predicted model, not a curated record